Molecule: messenger RNA, 779 nt
Organism: Bursaphelenchus okinawaensis
Lineage: Eukaryota; Metazoa; Nematoda; Chromadorea; Rhabditida; Aphelenchoididae
Source: the annotation of a GenBank genome assembly
AUGUUGGUGGUGUUCCAGGUCCUCUAUGUUAACGCCUUCUACAUCAACUCGCACAGUAAAAGCUCAAUCGACGUGAGUUCAGUUUAAAGACUCAUUUUAGCCUAUAUAUACCUUGAUUUGGUCAAGAAAGUUAUAAAUUUGGUUAAAAUUCUUGUGUAAAAACGAUUCUACACAAUUUUUGACCUGAAGCUUAUAAAUUUAAAAAAUAUUAUGAAUGCCAUGGUGAAUAUAAUGCGAAAGUUGAAUAUACAUUUUAAAAUAAUGCAAACUCACGAUUAAUUUAUUCAAAUUUUCAGCAAAAGAGCCUACCGUUCAAGAUGAUGUUCCCACCUCAGAAGAUGGAACAUAAACUGACACCUCAACUGCUUCUGGCCAAUCAGAUGGACGUGAAGAACGCUGUCUACAAUUAUAUGCAUAGAAAGUAAGAAUUAUCUUUUUUUUGCAAAGAAAUACGUUUUUUAUUAUUUAAAAGUAACAAAACACCAAUUUACGAAAGUUUAAUAGCCUGCAGCAAAAUAAGGAACUGCAGCCUGCGUUCUUGGUGGGCGCAGCUUGGCACCGAACAAUAUUUUGUAAUUUAUUUUUUGUGUUUUUCAGUAAAUGGCAGAUGUUAUAGUAAAGUAGCCAUACGUUUAACAUUAAUUAUUCUUAAAGAGCUUCACAUGUUAUAACAACAUAAUUUAAGUUUUGUCCCAAUGAUGGGUCCAAACACGGCUCGUCAGUUCCGCCAACGACUUCCCUUCGAUGAUCCUUACGCCAAGAAGUCGUAUGACGAUUAG